AUGAACUCUCAUACUACUCCAACAACCACUAAAAAUGGAACUGCUGCCGCAGCGGCGUCAGCAGCUGCUUUCAAAAGCAUGAUGGCUAAGAGAGCAGUAGCCCACUACCAUAAUGUGAUGGCAGCAAAGUACUUUGCUGCCGCCAUGACUGGUUUUAUACUUCUGUUCUCCAUAGUGUAUUGGACUCGAUUUCUCUAUGCUCGUUUUGCUUCCAAGACAAUCAGGGAAUCAAGUGUCAUGAGAGGGCAGGUUGCUUCUGCAAGGCUGGCUAGACAAGUCCUCAAUCAUCCAGCGUAUGGCUUCAAAUCAGUUGGUCAUCUAGUAGUUGUUUUGAUAUAUCUGGGUAUCAACAUUUCACUUAUUGUUACAUAUGUCGACUACUCGACACUGAUCGGCAUUGCCAAAAGAUGUGGCUGGAUUGCUUUCUGCAAUAUUGCGUUCCUCGUUUUCCUAGCUCUAAAAAACACCCCUCUCGCAUUCCUCACUGCUCACUCGUACGAAACGCUCAACCCGCUUCAUCAAGUUGCGGGAUACACCACCAUGUCAACCGCUCUGGUUCAUUUAAUCGUCGAGUGUCUUUAUUUCCAGAGAGCGAAAAAGCCACACGAACUUCUGGAACAUGAGCAAAUUUAUGGCAUGAUUGCAGCAUGCAGUAUGUUUGUUAUUUUCUUGACUACGAUAGGCAUGAAGAAGUUGAGAUAUGAGGCUUUCUACAUCAUUCACCUUACAAUGUUCAUGCUCAUGAUGAUCACCGUCGCAAUGCAUCGACCCGAUCUCGUCGACAAGGAAGUCAUUGUUAUUCUCGUGGCGGCAUCAAUGUGGGGGUCUGAUAGAAUUAUUCGUGGUUUCCGGAUUCUCUACUACAGCCGCGCCAACGAAGCCACUAUUCAUCCAUUACCACAUGGAGGUACUCGAAUCGUUCUACGUCGGUCACCAUCGCGAGCUAUACCUGGGACACAUUGUUUCCUGUGGCUUCCAACGAUAAGAAAAUUCGAAACACACCCUUUCACGAUUGUGAGCACAAGUCCAAAUCUCGAGCUUGUGAUCAACGCCUAUGAUGGAUUCACGAGCGAUCUACACACCUACGCGGUCAAGAAUCCGGGAAAGUCAUUGCGCGCAUCUGUUGACGGACCAUAUGGGGCCAUUCCAGAUUUCGCCAGCACGGCUGACAAGGUCAUUCUUAUUGCCGGCGGGAGUGGUGCAUCUUUCACUUUCGGCGUCGCACUGGACACAGUCAAGAGAUUGCCCGAAGCAAGUAAAACGACUAUUGACUUUAUCUGGACGGUCAGGGAAGAAGAAGCAGUAACAUGGUUCGCAAAAGAGUUAGCCGAACUCCAGCGAUCACCUCGCGUAUCCUUCUUUCUUCACACAACCCGUCCAUCUCCUUCUAACACUGGCUCAUCAACGCCAACCUCGCCAAUUCCUACGUCGAAUCUUGACGAGGAGAAAGCAAUCGGGUUCGAAGUGCACACUAAAGUGUCACCAACUUCACCAUCAACAUCCUCCAUUGAGAAGAAAGACACAAACGCUCCACUCACCUCAAAGUACUCACAUCCUUGGGACCCAACUCUUCUUGAUGUUGCCCCUGGACGACCGGAUGUUACAGGCCUGGUCAAGGAUGUAGUUCGCAGAGCAGACAGACAUGAGAGGAUUCUUAUUGGCGCGUGCGGACCAGACAGUUUGAUGUGGGAUGUUAGACGUGCCGCAACUAAUGCUAUCAGCAUAUCCGGACCCAGCGUUGAGCUGCAUGGAGAGCAGUUCGGUUGGUGA
Glarea lozoyensis ATCC 20868 is the source of this 1770-nucleotide messenger RNA. RefSeq names its product Ferredoxin reductase-like, C-terminal NADP-linked. The record is from RefSeq and is a predicted model, not a curated record. The transcript has 4 exons. Gene Ontology annotation, molecular function: ferric-chelate reductase activity. Bases 1 to 1770 code for a protein of 589 amino acids. NCBI's taxonomy places the organism in Eukaryota, Fungi, Ascomycota, Leotiomycetes, Helotiales, Helotiaceae. Gene Ontology annotation, cellular component: plasma membrane. Gene Ontology annotation, biological process: copper ion import; intracellular iron ion homeostasis; iron ion transport.